Molecule: messenger RNA, 3309 nt
Organism: Tripterygium wilfordii
Lineage: Eukaryota; Viridiplantae; Streptophyta; Magnoliopsida; Celastrales; Celastraceae
Product: AMP deaminase-like
Exons: 19
Coding region: 183-2858 (891 amino acids)
Biological process (GO): IMP salvage; AMP metabolic process
Cellular component (GO): cytosol
Molecular function (GO): AMP deaminase activity
Source: RefSeq, a predicted model, not a curated record
GUUGUUCGGGAUAAAAAAAAAAAAAAUAGAGAACACAAAUCCUCUGUUUCGCUCUUUCACUCUUCUGCGAGUGCGAGUCUGUUCACUAGGGUUUUUCUUUCGUUCAUUCUCACUGAAUGCUUCUGAAACUUCCGGAGGGAGAGAGAAAGUGAGUGUUACGUUUUAGAGAGAGUGAGGGGCAGAUGGAUGCGUAUCCGUUGCAUCUUGCUAUGGCGGCGCUGGUAGGGGCGUCGUUCGUGGCGGUAUCUGCGUACUUCAUGCACCGCAAAACCCUAACACAGUUACUGGAGCUGGCUAAGACGAUGGAGAGGGAGCGGGAAGAUAACUCGGAGGGCGGUUCGCCUCAGCAUUCGACUAAGAAGAGGCGCGGGGGUGGUGGGGCCGGCGGUCGGAGGAAGGGGAACGGGUACUACCGGCGGGGGUCUUCUUCCCUGCCGGAUGUUACAGCGGUUUCGAGAGAGUGCGGGGCGAUUAAUGGAGAGGAGAAGCAGAAUGGUCCGAUGUCCGUGGACGGGAUUCCGGCUGGAUUGCCGAGGCUUCACGUGGUCCCGGAAGGGAAAUCUACUGGGUGUACAAGUUCAACAAAGAGAUCUGGAAGUUUUAUGAAACCAACUUCUCCCAAGUCCCCUAUUGCUAGUGCCAGUGCUUUUGAAAGUGUAGAAGGAUCCGAUGAAGAGGAUAAUAUGACUGACAACUCUAAGAUGGAUCUUACAUUCCUACAAACCAAUGGAAACUCUGGCUAUGAGAAUUUACCGGAGCAUGUCAAUGCCAAUGGAGAACAAAUGUCUAUUGCUGCUUCAAGCAUGAUUCGAUCCCAUAGUGUAUCUGGUGACCUCCAUGGCGUCCAACCUGAUCCUAUUGCAGCUGAUAUUCUACGGAAAGAGCCAGAGCAGGAAACUUUCACAAGACUUAAAAUUAACCCUACAGAGGUACCAUCUCCCGAUGAAGCAGAGGUUUAUGUGAUUCUUCAGGAAUGCCUCGAAAUGAGAAAACGAUAUCUAUUCAAGGAAGCAGUUGCUCCAUGGGAGAAAGAAGUUAUAUCUGACCCCAGCACACCAAAGCCUAACCCAGAGCCUUUUGCUUAUACUUCAGAAGGAAAAUCUGAUCAUUACUUUGAGAUGCAAGAUGGGGUCAUACAUGUCUAUCCAAAUAAAGAUUCUAGAGAAGAGCUUUUCCCCGUUGCUGAUGCAACAACCUUUUUCACUGACUUGCAUCAGAUUCUUCGAGUGACAGCCGCAGGGAAUACGAGAACCUUAUGUCAUCAUCGGUUAAAUCUUCUGGAACAAAAGUUCAACCUGCACUUGAUGCUUAAUGCGGAUAGGGAAUUUCUUGCUCAGAAAAGUGCCCCCCAUCGUGACUUUUAUAACGUCAGGAAAGUUGAUACACAUGUACAUCACUCUGCAUGCAUGAAUCAAAAGCAUCUUUUGAGGUUUAUAAAGUCUAAAUUGAGGAAGGAACCUGAUGAGGUUGUAAUAUUCAGAGAUGGGACAUACUUGACCUUAAAAGAAGUUUUUGAGAGCUUGGAUUUGACUGGGUUAGUAAAGUUUGUUCUAGUGGUUUUAAGCCAAAUGAUUGCUCUUUCACUGCCGUUUAUAUAUUCUUCUGAUAUUUAUAAGAGCUUAGAAAAAAAGAUUAAUAUUUACAUAUGUUCAAACAGGUAUGACCUGAAUGUUGACCUGUUGGAUGUUCAUGCUGACAAGAGCACGUUUCAUCGCUUUGACAAAUUCAAUCUCAAGUAUAAUCCCUGUGGACAAAGCAGGCUCCGGGAGAUAUUCUUAAAGCAGGAUAAUCUUAUCCAAGGCCGUUUCCUGGGUGAAUUGACGAAGCAAGUGUUUUCUGAUCUCGCUGCAAGUAAAUAUCAGAUGGCUGAAUACAGAAUAUCUAUAUAUGGUAGGAAGCAAAGUGAGUGGGACCAGUUGGCUAGUUGGAUAGUGAAUAAUGAAUUGUACAGCGAGAAUGUUGUUUGGUUGAUUCAGAUUCCAAGAUUAUAUAAUAUUUACAAGGACAUGGGGAUUGUGACAUCAUUUCAGAACAUCCUUGACAACAUCUUUAUUCCAUUAUUUGAAGCUACUGUGGAUCCAGAUUCACAUCCUCAGUUGCAUGUUUUCUUGAAAAAGGUGGUUGGAUUAGACUUGGUUGAUGACGAAAGCAAGCCUGAAAGACGCCCUACAAAGCACAUGCCAACUCCUGCUCAAUGGACCAAUGUGUUCAAUCCUGCCUUUUCAUACUAUGUGUAUUACUGUUAUGCUAACCUCUACACAUUAAACAAGCUCCGUGAAUCAAAGGGCAUGACAACUAUCAAAUUUCGGCCACAUGCAGGAGAGGCUGGUGACACUGACCACCUUGCUGCCACAUUCCUUACUACUCAUAACAUAGCACAUGGCAUCAAUUUGAGAAAAUCUCCAGUCCUUCAGUAUUUGUACUAUCUGGCACAGAUUGGCUUAGCUAUGUCUCCUUUGAGCAACAACUCAUUAUUUUUAGACUAUCAUCGGAACCCUUUUCCUAUGUUUUUUCUACGAGGCCUCAAUGUUUCACUUUCUACGGAUGAUCCACUCCAGAUCCACUUAACAAAGGAACCUUUAGUGGAAGAAUAUAGCAUAGCUGCUUCGGUGUGGAAGUUGAGUUCAUGCGACCUGUGUGAGAUUGCCCGGAAUUCGGUCUACCAGUCAGGUUUCUCACAUGCUCUCAAGUCACACUGGAUUGGAAAAGAGUACUACAAGAGAGGUCCAAAUGGAAAUGACAUUCAUAAAACAAAUGUGCCACAUAUCCGGGUGGAAUUUCGUGAGACGAUCUGGAGAGAGGAGAUGCAGCUGGUUUACCUGGGCAAGGCCAUCAUCUCUGAAGAAGUAGACAAGUAAUCUGCGAGGCAAUUGUGUUUUAUCUGGUCUAAAACAUUUCCAAAUUUUCGGAGGGUGAGGAAUCUACAUUUCCACCUGCUCACCUGUGUGCAGGGUAUGGCAUGUUCCUAUUGUGCAUACUCCAGAAUGGCUUGAAAAUGCAGUUGGUUAGAACUGAGAAGCCAAACAAAAAUUUUGAACUAAGCUGGAGAUGCGCAAUAGGCCUGAUGGUACUUGAACCUGGAGUAGAUCCGCAGAAACAGGAAGCUGGUGGUGGCUCGAAACAGCUAAAAUAUAACGUUUAAGGCUUACAACAAUAUAAAAUAUAGAUAUAAUAGAAGACUAAUAUAUAUUCUCGAUGCUGUUUAGUGACUUCCUGUAAUGUUGAACCCGCAAGAGGAUGAUUUCUUGCUUUGCAAUUUUGGCUAUUUUUUUUUAUGCCUCAUAUAAAUAGCCACGAAUUUUAGAAUUA